Molecule: messenger RNA, 1340 nt
Organism: Eremomyces bilateralis CBS 781.70
Lineage: Eukaryota; Fungi; Ascomycota; Dothideomycetes; Eremomycetales; Eremomycetaceae
Exons: 1
Coding region: 23-1261 (412 amino acids)
Biological process (GO): tRNA aminoacylation for protein translation
Molecular function (GO): aminoacyl-tRNA ligase activity; ATP binding
Source: RefSeq, a predicted model, not a curated record
ACAACACUAUGAUCUAUAGCUGAUGAGGAAUCCUCUCCCCAAGUUCCUUUUCCUCAAACGAUGUUAUCAUCGUAGCUCUCCCCUCUUGGUGUCCCGCCAACGAUUUCCCCAACACGCAAGACGCAUUCGACCCGCCCCAAACCUGACGUCUCUCCCUUGGAAAUGGACAACCCUAGAGGACCCGUAUCUCUCACCAGAGCAUAGAGACGAUGUGGGGGGUGUCAGGGUUGCGGAUGUGCUACAGAGGGUCCAAGGGGGGCUACAACUUCAUCCGGGCUCCCGUCAAGGCUCAUCCUCUGGCGCACCGAGCGAAGGAAACGAACAAGAUCGAGAUGAAAUCCAGAGCCUCGCGCUCUUGCUGGAGCACAGUGGAUUAGUAGACAGGUCUAGGGGCAGCUCUCCCUCCGAACACGCCACGCAACUUGUCCACGCGAUCUGGAAGUCCACAAACCAGGCGGGGUUAAUAAUUGGCAGCUACAAGACCAUGACUUCCUCCAUCCCCCAGAUUCCCGAGCUCGAGCUCUUAGCGGACAUCGAUGUCAUGCUGUGGCUCAAGGCCAAUCGAGCUGCUGAAGGUGUGUUUUAUACUCUUGGGGACGGUCAUGUCGACCUUCGCGUCCUCACACAGUCUGUAUGCGACCUGAGCCGAGCCCUCACCAUCGCCGCACCAGCGACGCGCACCUAUCUCCCGCAAGCGUCGCCCGUCAUCCUCCCAUCCGUCUACUUCCACUCUACCAGCAUUCUCCUCCGUUUACUGGCACCCGUUGCGCCGGCCUUUGCCGAAGAGUGCUGGCAUACCAUGCACAGGUUGACUCGACUCCCGGACCCGCUGCAGUCGUACAGCGAUCCAAUGACCCGGGCGCUUGGAUUGGUGCGGUUUGACAAGCGGUAUGGAGGCCCUCCGCUAUCGAUCAUGGCGCAUCCGUUCCCGCAGGCCGACGAGAAGGCGUUGGAGCAGCUAGCCGCGCGGAAAAUGAAGGCCACGAAGACACCGGACCGGAAAGAUUUUUUCGAGGACGAGGUCCCGCUGCCUGACAUUCUGUUGACGGACAAGAAUGCGGAGAACCAGCUGAAGGAGUGGUUGGGACAGGAACUCCUGAAGAAGGGGAGAGCAACGGGUCGGGCCAGCUCUGAUCUAUCUACGGUUGAUAGUCGACCGUUUGUAAGCUCGGCAGUCGUACAAGCAUUCAGAACAGGAUUUCUGCGCAUCAGGUUUGAGAUGGAGCCUUCGGGCGAUCGGCGUGGGAAUCCGAAAAUAUGACCGUCGCACAAUAUCAACGGUCACAGUAUACAUAUUCGCUAGAUUAACUACAAAUCAAUGGGGACAUUACCACCUUCCC